ACCACCGUUUUGGCCAGCAUAUUAAAGCGCACUUGGCCGUGAUAUUUUUGAGUGAUUUGCAAGACAAUUGGCUACGGCAGCACUAAAGGCAAAUAAUCCACGAAACGCAAUCAUGGCCCUUCGCUUGACACAGAGACUGCUGCAGACGCAGACGCCGUUCCUGACACGCGGCUAUCCUAUGCUGGUAACCAAGGAAAAGAGCGAGGAUGUGGCCCACACCAAAUCGUCGCUGCAGAAGAAAGUUACGCGGACAGAUAUCCCAUCGGCCCAGUAUGGUGGUCGUCAUGCUGUCACCAUGCUCCCUGGCGGUGGCAUCGGUCCGGAGCUGAUGACAUAUGUGAGGGAAAUCUUCAGCUACUGCGGCGCUCCCAUUGAUUUUGAGGUAAUCGACAUUGAUCCCUCCACCGAGGGAAACGAUGAUCUGGACUAUGCCAUCAUGUCGAUCAAGAGAAACGGUGUCGCACUCAAGGGCAACAUUGAGACCAAGUCCCAGGAGCUGUCGGACAUCUCUCGCAACGUGGCCAUCCGUAAUGAGCUGGAUCUCUAUGUGAACGUUGUCCACUGCAAGUCGUAUCCCGGCAUUCCGGCCCGCCACCAGGACAUUGACGUUGUUCUGAUCCGUCAGAACACCGAUGGUGAGUAUGCUAUGUUGGAGCAUGAGUCGGUGCCUGGCAUCGUCGAGAGCAUGAAGGUAGUCACCGUCGAGAAUGCCGAGCGUGUGGCCCGCUAUGCCUUCGAGUAUGCGCGUCAGAACAACCGCAAGAAGGUCACUACCAUCCACAAAGCAAACAUCAUGAAGCUGUCCGACGGUCUCUUUCUGGAGUGUGCCAACCGUGUGCACAAGGACUAUCCCGAGCUGGAGCACGACAACAUGAUCAUCGACAACACCUGCAUGCAAGCCGUGUCCAAGCCCCAUCAGUUCGAUGUGAUGAACAUGACCAAUUUGUAUGGAACCAUUGUGUCCAAUGUGCUCUGCGGCUUGAUGGGCGGAGCUGGCCUCAUUUCCGGCCGCAACUACGGCGAUCAUUACGCCGUGUUUGAGCCGGGCACCCGCAACACAGGCACUGCCAUUGCUGGCAAGAAUAUUGCCAAUCCCGUGGCAAUGAUCAAUGCCAGCAUUGACAUGUUAAAUCAUCUUGGCCACAAGGAGCAUGCCAAUGUCAUCUACGAGGCCACCUAUCAGACCAUUUGCAAUGAUGCCAUCCGCACACCAGAUCUGGGCGGCAACCACUCCAGUACCGAUGUUGUUGAGAAUAUACUCAAAAUCUUGAGUGCCAAGCGCGUGAAUUGGCCACAUGGAAACUAUUUCAACCAAUUAUAGGCACUAUCGCACUACCGAAACUCAACCUAAACCCAAACCCAAACCAAAACAAAAACAAACUAAACAAACAAAACAAAAUUCUAUUAACCCAGAACUAAGCCGAUUUGAGAGAACUGUUAUAAGCGACAUCUUUUACCCCUAAGCCAAUGCAUUCAGCGUCUACCCCGAAAGAAUCAGUUUAAUUAUGUUUGAGGUCAAAUUGUCUCGCUGCUUAACCAAUCCAAAAAUACUAUGUACCCCUCCGGCUAUAUGUCCAUUCGUGUGUUCCCAUUUGAUGUCAAAAGUGUGAUAAAUCAGAUUUUCUUUGCCGGCACUAUCCACUGUCUCUGUACUAUUCAAAGCCCCGACACUCUAAUUUAAUCCCUUCUCCCUUUUAUUUUACUAUAUCAUUAUCCUAAGUAAAAAGCUCUUCAAAAAUGUUAGUUAGCCAAGUUUUCCAGGAAUAGUCAAGAUAUUAAAUUGUAAAUUAGAUUUUCCAAGAAACGAUUGUGUAAUAUUGCGUAAACAAAUUCAAACAAAAUGUAUUAUUCUGUUCGAAUAUUUAUUAGAAAAAUCUAAAAGUAUACAAAGACAA
Drosophila persimilis is the source of this 1895-nucleotide messenger RNA. RefSeq names its product isocitrate dehydrogenase [NAD] subunit gamma, mitochondrial (gene Idh3g). The transcript has 7 exons. The record is from RefSeq and is a predicted model, not a curated record. Gene Ontology annotation, biological process: tricarboxylic acid cycle; isocitrate metabolic process. Bases 113 to 1321 code for a protein of 402 amino acids. NCBI's taxonomy places the organism in Eukaryota, Metazoa, Arthropoda, Insecta, Diptera, Drosophilidae. Gene Ontology annotation, cellular component: mitochondrion.